CAGAAAGACUUCAAAAUAUUUAACAAUAUAUCAAAGGAGUUCAGUUUACUCCGGGACUCCGAGCUGAAAGGUGCGGAGAACUAUACCCCGUACCAACACAGGUAUUCUGAUCUGCUGAGCAGAGCUUACCCAUUAUGGACCGCUCGAAGUUGCAGAAGCCGCAACCUCCGCCGCGCUACGAGCCGGAAAUCCAGCCGGUCAAUGGGAUCGUCCAGCCGCCGGUCAUUCCGCCGCCGAAUCGUCCUGGCCGCCAGACCAAUGUGCUGGAGGAUCUCAAGUCGCUGGUGAACUGGAUCUUUCGCCAUCGGUGCUCGGUGUUCUUUCGCAAUCCCGUGGAUACCGUGUCCUUCGCCAUUCCGGACUAUCAUAAGAUGAUCAAGCACCCGAUGGACUUGAAUACGAUCAAGAAGCGUUUGUGCAACAACUACUACUGGCAGGCGGAUGAGGCGCUGCACGAUUUCGAGCUGAUCUUCGAGAACUGUUUCUUUUACAACAAUGAGGCGUCCGAGGUCUAUCAGGCGUGCAAGGAGCUGAAGAGCAUCUUCUACAGUCGACUGGCCUUGAUCGAUCGGAGCAAUGAGUCUGAGCUGCCGCCCAAGGUGGAGAAGCGCAAGAGAAAGGCUGCCGACGCAUGCGAACCGUUUCCGGCUUCUACGGCACUUGCCCCCAGGGGUUCAAGCCAUUUUCCAGCACCCUUGCCUGGUAGUCGGCUAAAAGGGUGCUCUACCCCCAAUCCGGAACAGCCUUUUUCAAAUUUCGUGAUGCCAAAGCUUAUGCAAGAUACCUUGAUCAAUCCCCUGACUGCCACUCUUCCGUUUCCACCUCAAUUUAAGGAUUUCCAUCAAGUAUCCGUGGAGAGUCAUUUACAAAUGGAGCUGACAGAGGGGGAUAGUCCGCCAAGUGUUCAUCGCCCCCCGAUUACCCACCGCCCAAUUGUGCUGCCGCCGCCCCUGACUACGGCUCCACUCGAACCCAUUAUGAAGGCGCCAUCUCCACCGCCGGCUCUACGUGAACCUUCGCCACCAAAACCGAAACCUCCGGUUGUUAUAUGCUACAAGUCACUGGACCGAUUGAUUGAGAUGAGCCACUGCGUCCAUCUCCUGAAGUCCAUGGUGAAGCGGAAGCGCAAGGAGUUCACAUGGCCGUGCAACCAUGCGGACUACUGGAAGAAAUACUCGCAGAAUCCCAACUACAACCACGAUAAGGAGGAGAAGCUGGAUUGGAACGUACUCAGGCAACGUCUGGACCGUGGUGAUUUCGAGAGCUUCGAUGGCUUCCUGAGCUCGGUGCGAAGGAUGUUCCAGAAUGCUUUGCGCUGCUUUCCGGAAGGUGACUUGGUGAAGACAGCGGUGAAGAGGUCCAGCGAGGUCUUCGAGAGCAGGCUGCUCAAGUACAGGGAACUGAUAGCCACGGCCAAGGAAAAGGCCCGGGCUCUGGUGGAAGGCAAGAAGGAUGAUAGGGAAGCAGCAGAAACCAAGGGCGGCCAGUUGAAAGAGUACGAAUUGGAAAACCGCCAAGGCUUUAUCAAAAUGCAUCCUAUAGAUGAUGAUUCCGACUAAAAAUACCAAGGAAUUCUGCUAGUUUAAUAAUCAAAUAUUCCAAUUAAAUAAAUAUUUGUGUUAAUGAGCA
Messenger RNA from Drosophila biarmipes, 1629 nucleotides. It is a transcript of the gene tbrd-1, whose product is annotated as bromodomain-containing protein 3. Gene Ontology annotation, biological process: chromatin remodeling; regulation of DNA-templated transcription. Gene Ontology annotation, cellular component: chromatin; nucleus. NCBI's taxonomy places the organism in Eukaryota, Metazoa, Arthropoda, Insecta, Diptera, Drosophilidae. The coding region runs from base 135 to 1559 and encodes 474 amino acids. The transcript has 2 exons. The record is from RefSeq and is a predicted model, not a curated record.